Molecule: messenger RNA, 318 nt
Organism: Wallemia ichthyophaga EXF-994
Lineage: Eukaryota; Fungi; Basidiomycota; Wallemiomycetes; Wallemiales; Wallemiaceae
Exons: 2
Coding region: 1-318 (105 amino acids)
Source: RefSeq, a predicted model, not a curated record
AUGGACAAAGUUCAAGACAAGAUUCAAGGUGCAUGGAAGGGAUUCCACGGCGCAGGAGAGGCAAUUCGUGGCACAUUCAAUGAGAGCGUCGACAGGGCCGGUGACCAAGUAGCAGGCCGUCAAGCUGGCAGCGUUGAAAGCAAGUCAGAUAACCCGGGCACAUCGAAGCAGGGCUUAGAAGAGAUGAAGGAUGGUAUGGAUAAGCUCAACAGCAAAGGCAACACUGGUGGAUCACAGGAAGGCAGCGUGGAGCAGCCUAACUCCACCCAAAGCCAGCAAGUCCACAGCGUGCCACCAAAGUUACCAGAGAGACAAUAA